AUGGAACAGGAGCAGCGCCCUUCAGUCGUCUCAACGUGGUACAAGCUGCCACUAGAACCGUCGGGACAAGGAUACAUCGUUCGCAUGUGCAACUCCAUGAGACAUCUACAGAAGGAAGGCAACGCGGUAACAGUCUUGUGGACGCCGCCGCAUGGCGUCAGCAAGUGGCAGAAGGUCGCUGAGAAGAAAGCACAGAAAGCCACCGAGUCGAAGACGGCCCGGCCACCGACACAACGACCCAGAAUGAGAUCCACCAUGCUUAAUGCUGCACGAGCCAAACCAGGCCACCACCGGCAUCCUACCAGACAAAGACGGAAUGUAUUCGAAGAGAGCUGA
This is a messenger RNA of Exophiala oligosperma, 336 nucleotides long. RefSeq lists its product as uncharacterized. Lineage: Eukaryota; Fungi; Ascomycota; Eurotiomycetes; Chaetothyriales; Herpotrichiellaceae. The record is from RefSeq and is a predicted model, not a curated record. The coding region runs from base 1 to 336 and encodes 111 amino acids. The transcript has 2 exons.